AGCCUUGUGUAUAUGAUUAUUAUUGUAUAAUAUUUCGUCCACAAUCCCGCGUGACAUUGCUUCUACAUACCAAACCUUCACCAAUAUUAUAUAUACUAGAUGUAUUUUCCAGUAGUUGUUAAUUCUCAGCCAACAUAACCUAAAGUGAUUCUCCUUUAACUAUUCUUCCCUCCAAUUUCAUUUCUUUUUAUGUUCAUCACCAUGGCACUCUCCAGUUCCGCCGUAAUCCACAACCACAUGAACAUGAACAUAAACAUGAAACGGUUCGAUAUGGCUCGAGUUCAUCAAGAAUUGACUCUUGAAAUUCCAAAAUCAAAGAGGCCAAACAGGGCGAUGAAUUUGGCGGAAUCCAUUUGCAAUGUCCUUCAUCGUCCUCCUUCACGCAGCAUAGACUUGCUAAGGUACCAUGAAGAGAAACUUUCAACGCCAACCAUGUCUCCAAGAGAAGAUAUCUCACAAAAAUGGCGCCAAAUCCACGGUUGCUCAAACUGGGAGAACAUUCUAGAUCCUCUUCAUCCCUGCCUACGCAGAGAAAUUCUCAAGUACGGAGAAUUCUCACAAGCCACCUACGACGCCUUUGAUUAUGACUCUCUCUCCCAGUACUGUGGCAGUUGCCGUUACAACCGUAACAAACUCUUUCAGAAAUUGGGUCUUUCUAGAAACGGUUACGCCGUUACUAAGUACAUAUAUGCCAUGUCACACAUCGAUCUGCCACGCUGGCUUGAGAGGUCCCUCGUGCCUGACACGUGGAGCAGAGACUCCAAUUGGAUUGGUUACGUGGCUGUAAGCGAUGACCAAGAGACACGUAGGAUUGGAAGGCGGGACAUCGUGGUUGCGUGGCGUGGCACGGUGGCGCCAUGCGAGUGGUACGAGGAUUUUCAGAGGAAAUUGGAUCCAAUUGGGAAAAAAGGCGCCAAAGUGGAGCAUGGCUUUUUAAGCAUUUACACUUCCAAGAGUGACACAACAAGGUAUAAUAAAUCAAGUGCGUCUGAUCAGGUGAUGAAGGAGAUUACAAAAUUGGUGAAAUUCUAUGAAGAAAAGGGUGAGGAAGUUAGUGUCACAAUCACUGGGCAUAGCCUGGGUGGUGCAUUGGCAUUGCUGAAUGCAUAUGAAGCAGCAUAUAAAGUUCCAAAUAAUGUUCCAAUUAGUGUAAUAUCUUUUGGGGCACCAAGAGUUGGAAACAUUACAUUCAAACAAGAGUUGGAAGAAAUGGGAGUGAAGACACUGCGUGUUGUGGUGAAGCAAGAUUGGGUGCAUAGAAUGCCAGGGCUUGUUUUCAAUGAGGCCUUCAAGGUGUUUGAUGAAAUAACAAGUUUGGAAUGGGUUUACACACACGUUGGUGCUGAGUUGAAACUUGAUGUUGGUUCAUCUCCUUAUCUCAAAGGUGGAGGGAUGAACUUGUCAGGGUUUCAUAGCUUGGAGACAUACCUUCACCUUGUUGAUGGCUACUUGAGCAGUGAGACACCGUUUAGGAAUGAAGCUAAAAGGGAUGUUGCUUUGGUUAAUAAGUAUUGUGACAUGCUUGUUGAUGAGCUUAGGAUUCCACAAUCUUGGUACCAAUUAGCUAACAAAGGUUUGGUCUGUAAUGAUCAUGGAAGAUGGGUCAAACCCAAAAGAGACCCUGAUGAUAUUCCUUCACACCAUGAUGACCCUCUUGUUCCAGAUGAAACGCAAACAUAUAUGAUGACUUUGGUGUCCUCUUAGAACAUAAUGAAAUGAGUAUUUAUAGGAAACAUAAUUACAUUAUUAAAACUGUCUCAGUAAAGGUGCAUGGACUAAAAAACAAACUCAAUUUUAAGAUAUAAGUAAUCUGGAAUUCUUAAAUAUAUCAUCGCGAAUGACAUCUUUGAUUAAAACUUAAAAAGUCUAAAUGCAUGUUCCGUCUUUUAACAAAUCACUUUUGAAAAUAUAUACUUCGACUCUAGUUAUUUUUCAUUUUUUGUCAUAUGACCUUGAGAUGAUCAAGGUUUUAUUUCAGGAAGUACUCCAACUCUCUAACUGAUUAAUUAUAAUAUUACCAUAUGAUUUUUUUUUAUCGAAGAUAAAGAGACUCCAACCCGCGAGCUUUUAGGUAAGUAUGUGGAGACGAUGCCAUUUGAGCUAUCAUUUGUUGGCACCAUAUGAUUUUUUUGGUAAUGUAUAUAUCCCUGAAUGUAUUAAUAAAAUAUAAAC
Arachis stenosperma is the source of this 2172-nucleotide messenger RNA. RefSeq names its product phospholipase A1-Igamma1, chloroplastic. NCBI's taxonomy places the organism in Eukaryota, Viridiplantae, Streptophyta, Magnoliopsida, Fabales, Fabaceae. The transcript has a single exon. The record is from RefSeq and is a predicted model, not a curated record. Gene Ontology annotation, biological process: lipid metabolic process. Bases 190 to 1704 code for a protein of 504 amino acids. Gene Ontology annotation, molecular function: glycerophospholipase activity.